UUAUAAAAUGUUUGACUCAUCAGACUCUGAAGAAGAGACGAAUGUGGUUCCAGUACAGACAUUAAAAAUUGACUGGUUAGAUAUGUCAUUCAUGGGUUGCCCUGAAAGCGUAGCCCUCAGUGGCCUGCCAGGAUGCCGCUUCAGAAAUAUCUUCCAGAACCUUAGCACAGAUCUUGAUAAUAUUGAAGAAAGAGGAAUAACAGAUGUAGUAACAUUAGUCACAAAGGGUGAGCUCAGGAAGUACCGUGUUCCUGACCUGAUCAGUGAAUAUGAAAUUAGAGGAAUACGUGUCUACCACUACCCAUUCCUUGAUGGAACUGCCCCAUCCAUUGACAUUGUUAUGACCAUUAUUGAUUGUAUCAGGCAAGUUCUCGAAGAGAAACGGAAGGUUUUAGUACAUUGCAUGGGUGGCUUGGGCAGAGCUUGUGUGGUAGCAUCUUGCCUCCUGCAAUACUUUGAUAAUUCUGUGACACCAGACCAGACAAUAUUUUUGCUCAGGGACCUCAGGGGGGCUUGUGCAGUGCAAACUGUUAAGCAAUAUAAUUUCAUUCAAGAUUUUCGAAGCCUUUGUGAGACGUGGAUGGAUGAGGACAUAGACAGGUCUGUGUCUCGCUGACAGUUUGGAAGUGAAGGCCUGGCACCAGGAGAUUUGGAGUCGUAGAGAAUAGAGCAAGAAAAGUCGUCAUGAUGUUUCACACCAUGCUAUAAGAAGGGUAAAGCGAGUGUGCAAAAAAGCAGUGGCAAGAACAAGACAGUAACGGCAACAGCAACAACAUUAACAGUUGAUUCAAAUGUUGACUUAAUUGACAUUUUGAUUGAUCAUUACAUUAGUCUCUGUUCAGAGGACCCAGCCAAUAUGGUUUGUGAAUUUUAGAAUGUAUCUUAUCAAGAAAAGUAAUGCUUUGAUAAGCUUCACUUCAUAUCCGCUCACUUGUUGAAUGAUAUUUAUUGUUGAUGAAUUUCAAUUGUAUCUUAUUUUGAUGUCAUUUUAAUUCAGCUGGGUAAGAUGAAUUAGUUGACAUUUUAAAUUUUCAUCCAUAGGGAUUUGAACUGAAUUUACUGCAGUACUUGCUCCACUGCAUUUACACUCUUAUAUAGCUAAGAUAUAUGUAUAGCAGGAUAUAGCACAACUAUGACAGCUUACUAUUCACGAAAUGAGUGUAGAAACUUUUACAUAUUGUAUUGUGGUGAUAAUAAUCUGCAUAUCAUGGUUAAAAUGUUCUGUAAUAAAUUCACUUAAGCAUUUUUAAAAUAGCCUGUAUAUGCAGAAAAUCAGCCCUCACAUGUGUAUUAGUGAUAUUUUCAGAUUUUUUAAAAAAUAAAAAAGGUGUAUUCUUGUUAAUCUAGUCGAAGUACAGUUUAUAUAGUUUUACUUAUCAUUAUUAUUGUCAUAGUUAACUUGAAAAUAUUUUCUUUUUAUCCUUCUCAAGUUUCUAAAGGUUUCAGGUUCUUGUUGGAUGUUUAACAAUUUUUUUAUGAUUUAAUGAUUUUUUAUGUUCUUGUUUUAUUAAAUUUUGGUGCAUUAUUUUCGGAAUAAGUAGUAAGUUAUGCAAACAAAAAAAGAGAAACAAUUUCAAAUAAUUAAAUAUUGAUACUUUAUUUCGCGGCAUUGUAUAUUGUUAUAUUUUGUUAUGUUUUCAGUGUUGUAAUUUUAAUUAAUAAUAAAACAUCAUUUGCAUUGGAAACACGUUCCUUAAGAAAGAAAUAUGAAAGCAAAUGUACAAAGUGUAGAGAUUAAGAAGAUUUCAUUAUUAUAUGAGAAAAAAUACCGGAGCACAUGUAGUGAAAGUUUCUUAUUUUAUUAUACUGUUUUUCUCAUAGAAGAAUUUUUGUUAUCCUUUAUUUAUGUAAAUUUGAAGCAAAGUCAGCCCUUUGUGGUUUUCAGAAUUUGGAAAUAUAUAUAUAUUUAUUUAUUAUUAUUAUUUUUUUGGCGGGUCCAAGAAAUAUCGCCAUAUUAGAAGGGAUUUCAUGAAUACCCGUUAUUGUUAUUUGUGAUAGGUUUCU
Messenger RNA from Penaeus indicus, 2004 nucleotides. RefSeq names its product cyclin-dependent kinase inhibitor 3-like. The record is from RefSeq and is a predicted model, not a curated record. NCBI's taxonomy places the organism in Eukaryota, Metazoa, Arthropoda, Malacostraca, Decapoda, Penaeidae. Gene Ontology annotation, molecular function: protein tyrosine phosphatase activity. The transcript is spliced from 5 exons. Bases 8 to 616 code for a protein of 202 amino acids. Gene Ontology annotation, biological process: dephosphorylation.